This is a messenger RNA of Paramecium pentaurelia, 725 nucleotides long. The record is from the annotation of a GenBank genome assembly. Lineage: Eukaryota; Ciliophora; Oligohymenophorea; Peniculida; Parameciidae.
AUGAGUUUAUUUAAGGAAGUUAAGAAUCUAUUAGAUACAGAAAAAGAUAAAAUGGCACAAGAGUAAUAUAAAUAAUAUCUUUAAGUACAUAUGAUGAAUUACUUGAUUUACAAAGAGAAAAUUAUGGAUUCUAUGAAGUAAAUGAAGAAUUCUUCACUAAUACACAUAUGAAAUUAGAUAAAUACCUGAAAAAAAUUAAGGAUACAAUAGCUAAAAAUACAAAAAACAUUGAGAAUUUUAAAAAGGCUUAUGAUUUUGGAAGUAUGCUUAGUGUUAAAGAAAAAUUUAAAUUGUUGAGCAUUGAUAAAUUUUACAAAGGAUAAGGUAAAUUACCAAAAUGGUUUGAUGAAUAUAAAAUGGAUUAACUAGAAAGAGCAAGAGAGUAUUUAAAUAAUUUUGCUUUACGUUCUUAUAGAAAUAGAAUUAAUGAGACAGUAAUGGCUUAAAGAAAAUGUCUUGAAAAAAAAGUACUUAAUUUAAUUGAUGAAAUUCAUAGUAGUUAUAAUAAAGACAAUAAAUUGAAUCCACCUAUUUUAAAAAUUCAAGAAUUAUAAAUUUGUAAUUAAUUAAAUUUAUGUGUAUUAGUACUUGAAGAAAUGUAAGAGUAUGAUCGUAUUAUAUCUGAAUUAGUUAUAGUUAUUAUGCAUUAGGUAGAUGAAGCAUGUGAAAAAAUAGUCAGAAACUUCCUUGAAUUUCAGUCCAAAUGUGAUGCUCUUUAUAAAUGA